This is a messenger RNA of Rodentolepis nana, 705 nucleotides long. The record is from the annotation of a GenBank genome assembly. NCBI's taxonomy places the organism in Eukaryota, Metazoa, Platyhelminthes, Cestoda, Cyclophyllidea, Hymenolepididae.
AUGUCUGACUUUAAUAACGAUUUGGAGCAAUACAAGGAGCAGACCAAACGUGAUGGCGAGAACCUAGUUCGUAACGUUUUUCCUAAACGCGUUUUUGAAAUGCAAGAACUUCUGAAUUCCGCGUUAUUCAAUAUGGAUCGUUCUAAUGUCUUCCAAGUCGUCAACCUCCCCGUACCUCUUGCAACUGAACAAAACGGCUUUGAUAAUAAUUCGAAUAACAAGCCAUCCUUUGGUACUCCUGUCUUCACCUUCCCAGGUGGCAAAAUAUCACAUAACGUUCACAUCAAGAAAAUGAUCGAGACCGCCAAGCCUUAUUUGACCCAAUUGAUGAGGGAAGCUCAGAUCGUUCGGAUGUGGAUUCAAUUCAACGUUCCACGAAUCGAAGAUGGCAACAACUUUGGAGUGGGUAUUCAGGAGGAUGUUCUUGCCGAGGUCUCCGGAAUUGAACGCGACGCUCUAACAUUCCUUGAUCAAUUCACGAGGUACUACGCUUCCCGAGGGAAGCUGGUAGCCAAGGCUGCCAAAUAUCCCCACAUCGAUGACUACAGGGAGUGCGUCCGUGAUAUGGACGAGAAACAGGCCAUCUCCAUGCGCUACGUCAUCAUGGAAAUUCGCAACCACUAUUCGGUAUUGCACGAUUUGAUUGACAAGAAUAUGGAUCGCAUCAAGGUGCCGAGAUCGAACAACACAAUGAGCAUGUAUUAG